UGCCAAUUGUACCUCAUAAACUAUCGCGUGGAACUACAAAGACGUCGACCUCUCUCUCUGCCUCUUUCUCGCUCUACAAUGGCAGAGAAUGAUGGUGAAAGAGAGAGAGACCGAGAUCAGUCUCUUUCUCUCUCCACAAUGUCGUAGAGAGAGCGAGCGAAGGGCAGGGGAGAAUUUUGUCCGUUAAUGAUUAGCAGAACUCUUUUUCUGAUGAAACCUGUUCUGCUGUAAUAAUAAUAAUAUUAAAAAAAACAGCGAGUCAGAACUUACUCUCUCCACGCCCUUAAAUCAAUUGAAUUGGUUUCUUGGUUUGUGGGUUUCGCUUGGCUUCUUCAAUUUCAACCUGCUUCCUUUUGCAGUUUUGCAUCAUAGGUCGGUGUAAUUUUCAGCUGGGUCUGGGGGUUGUUACUUUUGUGUUCGGCUGAAAAGAUUGAUUGACCAAUUGAGCUGACUCAGCUGACCCCACCUCCGAAUUUCGGCCACAGUGUGUGAAAUUAUCGUAAUAAUUUCAUCUGGGGUUUUGCCCUUCCCUAUAUGAUGCGUUGUUGACCUGUGUUCGAUCAUCCAAAUACUUUUCUCGCCUCUCUGGUGUUUAUGUUGGGUCAUAUGUUUUGUGGGUAAAAAUCUUUUCAGCAUUCAAUUCCUCUGGCGGACGAAAUUAUUCUUUUGAUUUGAGUAAUAUCAAUUUGGAGAAUCGGAUUUCGAUUUGUUUCGUUAUUGUUAAGUAUUUGUGAAGGAUUUGGGGUGUUGGAAUCAGUUGUUGAAUUUGCAUGGCCAGCGGAUUGGAAAUUGAAGAUGAGACUGAAAACAAAGGGAGCAUGUGGGUUUUGGAGCAGAAGCUUGACCAGCCCAUGGAUGAAGAGGCUGGGAGACUCAGAAAUAUGUAUAGAGAAAAAAAGUUCUCCGCAUUACUGCUUCUGCGACUUGCAUUUCAGAGUCUUGGAGUGGUCUAUGGGGACCUAGGUACAUCUCCCUUGUAUGUGUUCUACAAUACUUUCCCUCAUGGAGUUAGAGAUCCGGAGGAUGUCAUUGGGGCUCUUUCAUUGAUCAUUUACUCCCUUACUCUUAUACCACUACUGAAGUACGUUUUCAUAGUGUGCAAGGCGAAUGACAAUGGUCAAGGUGGAACUUUCGCUCUUUAUUCACUACUAUGUCGACAUGCAAAAAUCAAUACGAUUCCUAAUCAACACCGGACUGAUGAGGAGCUGACAACAUAUAGUCGCAACACAUUCCAUGAGCAUUCAUAUGCUGCAAAAACCAAGAGAUGGUUGGAGAAAUAUGCUUCAAGAAAGCACGCUCUUCUUGUGCUUGUCCUUGUUGGCACUUGCAUGGUUAUUGGGGAUGGAAUUCUCACUCCAGCAAUAUCAGUUCUGUCAGCUUCUGGAGGAAUCAAGGUAGACCACCCCAAGAUGAGUAACGAUAUAGUUGUGCUGGUCGCUGUUGUCAUUUUGAUAUUCUUGUUUAGCCUGCAACACUAUGGUACAGAUAAAGUAGGGUGGCUUUUUGCUCCAAUUGUGCUACUUUGGUUUAUUUUAAUUGGAGGUAUUGGCAUAUUCAACAUUCGGAAAUAUGAUAGCAGUGUUCUGAGAGCUUUUUCACCCGUGUAUAUAGUUCAUUAUUUCAGAAGGGGAGGAAGAGAUGCUUGGACCUCCCUCGGAGGGAUCAUGCUUAGUAUCACAGGGACAGAGGCUCUUUUUGCUGACCUAGCCCAUUUUCCAGUUUCUGCUAUACAGCUUGCUUUCACAGUAGUUGUGUUUCCAUGUCUGCUUUUAGCCUACUGUGGGCAAGCUGCCUACCUUGUCAAACACAAGGAUCAUGUCAUUGAUGCAUUCUAUCAUUCUAUUCCAGAUAGGAUUUACUGGCCGGUUUUUCUCGUUGCAACUUUAGCUGCUAUUGUUGCAAGUCAAGCCACUAUAUCUGCUACCUUUUCAAUAAUCAAGCAGGCCCUGGCACUUGGAUGUUUCCCUAGAGUCAAGGUUGUGCACACAUCAAAGAAAUUCCUCGGGCAGAUAUACAUACCAGAUAUUAAUUGGAUCCUUAUGAUUCUUUGCAUUGCUGUGACUGCGGGAUUUAAAAAUCAAAGCCAAAUUGGCAACGCAUAUGGGACUGCAGUCGUAAUAGUAAUGCUGGCGACCACAUUGCUCAUGACUCUAAUUAUGUUACUAGUGUGGCAUUGCCACUGGAUUGUCGUCGUUAUCUUCACCGGCUUAUCUCUGAUAGUGGAAUGCACUUACUUCUCAGCUGUACUUUUCAAGGUUGAUCAGGGUGGGUGGGUCCCGCUCGUGAUCGCAGCAGCCUUUCUUCUCAUCAUGUACUUCUGGCAUUAUGGUACGUUGAAGCGCUACGAAUUUGAGAUGCAUAGUAAGGUCUCGAUGGCGUGGAUCCUUGGAUUGGGACCCAGUUUAGGGUUGGUCCGUGUCCCUGGGAUAGGCCUUGUGUACACUGAGCUGGCAAGUGGGGUCCCACACAUUUUCUCUCACUUCAUUACAAACUUACCCGCCAUUCAUUCUGUUGUUGUGUUCGUGUGCGUGAAAUACCUUCCAGUGUAUACAGUUCCAGAAGAGGAGAGAUUCCUCGUAAAACGGAUUGGACCUAAAAAUUUUCACAUGUUUCGGUGUGUCGCGAGAUACGGCUAUAAAGACCACAAGAAGGAUGAUGAGUUUGAGAACAAGCUGUUUGAUAAUCUUUUCAUGUUUGUUCGGCUUGAGUCGAUGAUGGAAGGGUGUUCUGAUUCAGAUGAGUAUAGCUUGUAUGGACAACAAACAGAGAGGUCAAAAGAUUCUCUUCUGAGGGAUAAUCCCAACUCAGCUUAUUGCAACUUUGACCCUACAAUCUCGUCUGUGGACUCAAUUGUGCAGGUGAAAUCACCGUUGCACGGAAAUAAUCAUAGUGGGGUGUCAUCAGGGCAGACAAGCAAUCAGACAGAGGUGAAUGAGUUGGAGUUUUUGACCAACUGUAGAGAUGCUGGGGUGGUGCACAUACUUGGUAACACAGUGGUGAGAGCAAGUAGGGAUUCUAAAAUCUGUAAGAAAAUAGCUGUUGAUUAUAUUUAUGCAUUUCUUAGGAAGAUUUGCAGGGAAAAUAGUGUCAUCUUCAAUGUUCCUCAUGAAAGCCUCUUGAACGUUGGGCAGAUAUUCUAUGUGUGAAAAUUCUUUGAGAAUGUGAUCAGUGAGAAUAUAGUCAUGUUUUUAUCA
Messenger RNA from Rhododendron vialii, 3194 nucleotides. Its product is annotated as potassium transporter 11-like. The record is from RefSeq and is a predicted model, not a curated record. The transcript is spliced from 8 exons. Gene Ontology annotation, cellular component: membrane. Gene Ontology annotation, molecular function: potassium ion transmembrane transporter activity. Gene Ontology annotation, biological process: potassium ion transmembrane transport. Lineage: Eukaryota; Viridiplantae; Streptophyta; Magnoliopsida; Ericales; Ericaceae. The coding region runs from base 771 to 3146 and encodes 791 amino acids.